AUUUGGAUAGAUAUUAUUUAUGCUGGCGGCCUAAUUUUGUGACUCUCAUUGCUUCAAAGAAAAGAAGAAAGUCAAAGUCCCAUAAUUUUCUUUCUUUUAUAUAAAGAAAGAUGCAAAGUAGAGCAAACAGAGCAGUAUCUUGUUCAUCAUGUCUGCUUCCAAAAUCCCUCAAGUUGUCCUAAAAUCAUCUUCCAACCAAAUCAAAAUGCCAAUUAUAGCAUUUGGAACUGCAGCUGUAACAAACAACGAUGGAGAAAUCACAAAAGCUGCUGUAAUUGAAGCUAUAAAAUCAGGUUAUAGACACUUUGACACUGCAUUAAUAUAUGGCUCUGAGGAGGCUUUAGGAGAAGCUAUAGAAGAAGCUCUUCAACUUGGUCUAAUUCAAUCUAGAGAUGAACUCUUUAUUACCUCCAAACUUUGGCUCACUGAUAAUUUUCCUCAUCGUGUUCUUUCUGGUCUUCAGAAAUCACUUCAGAACCUGAAAUUAGAAUAUUUGGACCUUUAUUUGAUCCACUGGCCCAUAAGUGUGAAGCCUGGAAAUUGGGAAAUUCCAUAUGCUGAAGAGUUAAUUACAACAUUUGACUUAAAGGGAGUGUGGACAGCAUUGGAAGAAUGCCAGAAAUUAGGCCUUACAAAAUCUAUAGGAGUCAGUAACUUCACUCGCAAGAAACUUGAUGAUCUACUCUCAUUUGCUAUCAUUCCUCCUUCUGUCAAUCAAGUGGAGAUGAAUCCAGUUUGGCAUCAGAAGAAGCUAAAAGAAUAUUGUGAAGCAAAGGGUAUAAUUAUAACUGCAUUCUCUCCUUUAGGAGCCAAAGGGACCUUAUGGGGUAGUAAUGAAGUUAUGGACAGUGAAAUACUCAAAGAAAUUGCAGAGCAACAUGGCAAAACUAUUGCACAGGUAUGUCUUAGAUGGUUGCUUGAGCAAGGGGUAACUAUGGCUGUAAAGAGUUACAACAAAGAAAGAAUGAACCAAAACUUGGAAAUAUUUGAUUGGUCACUUACAAAAGAUGACCAUGAAAAGAUUGAUAAAAUCAAACAGAUUCGUGUCAACAAUGGGCCAGUUGUGUUCAUUCCUAACUUUUGGGAUGGAGAAACUUAAUCCUGAUUUUAGGUUCAAUCCACUAUUAUCUCAUUUGCAAAAUAAAUGCCACUUUGUGUUGUUGUUUCUACAUGUAUGAAUAGAAUCACGAAAUGGGUCGUGGUACUUUAUAUUAAAAAAUUCUCUAAUAAUAUGCUUGUAUUUUAUUAUUA
Trifolium pratense (red clover) is the source of this 1251-nucleotide messenger RNA. RefSeq names its product NAD(P)H-dependent 6'-deoxychalcone synthase-like. Gene Ontology annotation, molecular function: aldose reductase (NADPH) activity. Gene Ontology annotation, cellular component: cytosol. NCBI's taxonomy places the organism in Eukaryota, Viridiplantae, Streptophyta, Magnoliopsida, Fabales, Fabaceae. The transcript has 4 exons. The record is from RefSeq and is a predicted model, not a curated record. Bases 149 to 1099 code for a protein of 316 amino acids.